This is a messenger RNA of Scleropages formosus (Asian bonytongue), 3647 nucleotides long. RefSeq names its product TBC1 domain family member 30-like. The record is from RefSeq and is a predicted model, not a curated record. Bases 204 to 2489 code for a protein of 761 amino acids. The transcript is spliced from 12 exons. NCBI's taxonomy places the organism in Eukaryota, Metazoa, Chordata, Actinopteri, Osteoglossiformes, Osteoglossidae. Gene Ontology annotation, cellular component: endoplasmic reticulum.
GAGAAGGAGCCGUGGAUUCGAUUGGUCGGCUGAUGAGGGAGUCUUGCCAGUUACUCUCCGUCCUUUCUAGAACCGCUCUGCAGCUCAUCGUAUGAGCGCGAAGGAGGGAAGCCGCGCGGGCUCCUCGCAGACAAACGCAGCCUUACGGACAGUCCUCGGCUUUGUUGUUCCGCCCCCGCGCUGGCUCUUCUUGCUCUUCCUCCAUGAAGCAGGAGAGGCUGUCCGCCUGUAAGAGGUCCAGGGCGUGCGCGAGGCGCCAGAGCUCGGGGGGCGUCGGCAGCAUCAUCAGCAAUGUCCUCAGGAAGCGGAGCUGCAUCUCCCGGAGCGCGCCUCGGCUGCUGUGCACGCUGGAGCCAGGUGUGGACACAAGGUUGAAGUUCACCCUUGAGCCCUCCCUGGGUAAAAAUGGAUUCCAGCAGUGGUAUGAUGCCCUCAAGGCAGUGGCACGACUGCCCACUGGAAUCCCCAAGGAGUGGAGGAAAAGGGUGUGGCUGACCUUGGCUGAUCAGUACCUCCACAGCAUCUCUAUUGACUGGGAGAAGACACUGAGGUUUGCCUUCAAUGAUCGCAGCAACCCAGAUGACGACUCGCUAGGCAUCCAAAUUGUCAAGGACCUUCACAGGACAGGGUGCAGUUCCUACUGUGGCCAGGAGGGGGAGAUGGACAGAGUAGUGCUCAAACGAGUGCUGCUGGCAUAUGCGCGUUGGAACAAGGCCGUGGGCUACUGCCAGGGUUUCAACGUACUGGCUGCCCUUAUUUUGAAAGUCACUGAAGGAAAUGAGGGGGAUGCACUGAAGGUGAUGAUCUACCUAAUUGACAAGGUGCUUCCUGACAGCUACUUUGCAAACAACCUGCGCGCGCUGUCCGUGGACAUGGCCGUCUUCAGAGACCUGCUGCGGUUCAAACUGCCGGAGUUGUCUCAACACCUGCACUACCUCCAAAGGGCAGCCAAUCGUGAGGGGGGUGGGAGCUACGAGCCUCCGCUUACCAACGUCUUCACUAUGCAGUGGUUUCUGACCUUGUUUGCCACUUGCCUGCCCCAUCACACCGUGCUCAAGAUCUGGGACUCUGUAUUCUUUGAAGGUUCUGAGGUCCUUCUGAGGGUGGCCCUGGCCAUCUGGGCCAAGCUGGCUGACCGCAUUGAGUACUGCCAGAGUGCAGAUGAGUUCUAUAGCACCAUGGGCUACCUGACCCAGGAGAUGCUGGAGCAUGAGCUGAUUGACUCCAAUGAGCUCAUGCAGACAGUAUACUCGAUGGCUGCCUUCCCUUUUCCACAACUGGCAGAGCUGCGUGAGAAGUACACCUACAACAUCACCCCUUUUCCUGCCCACGUCAAGGCCAGCAGCAGCCAGGGGGUCCAUGGACAAGACAGCGAUGAGGAGGCAGACAUGGAUGAUGAGGACACGCUGGCCAGUGCCCUGGGCUGCCUUGGGCCAAUUGGGGGUCUGCUGGCCCCCGAGCUGCAGAGGUACCAGAAACACCUUAAAGACCAGCGUGGGGAGCAGAGCCAACCAAGCAGUAACAUAGCCGAGCUGAGUCCUGGCGCUGUGGGUACGGGCCGGGCCGAGCACCAGGCCGCCAUCAACAGUAUGAUGAUGGAGCGAAUGAGCACGGACAUCAGCGCCCUGAAGAAGCAGUACUCCCGCAUUAAGAUGAGGCAGCAGCAGCAAGCCGGCCUGGUCUUCGUCCGUGCAGGUAAAUGUCCGGUCAGCAGCCUCCUGGCCUCCCAGGUCCACCCGUCCCCUGUGGUCAACCACCUUCUUCUGGGGAAGAGACUGAAAGGAGCGAGGGGUUCCAGGAAUGGCUUGAUCCCAGGCCCCCUCCCUCAGGCACAGUCCAGUCCCAGCCGGGAUGGUAGUCCUAGGGGCCGGAUGAACUCGCCGUGGCGCGCCCAUGUCCGGACGCACCGGCAGAACUUGGCCCGCGCCCAGCUGGGCUUCAGGAAUACAGUCGAGUUGGUGGAUGACGAUGAGCUGACCGAGGAAACGCAGGCAGAAAGUACAGCGACGGAGCAGGACCCAGAGGACAAAGUCACUACCCUGGAGCUGGUAGACAGCGACCCCCAAAUUGUACCCGAGGAGGGGCUGGAGCAGGUGGAGCAGCAACUGGCCUCCCUGGAUUUGCAGCACAGCUCUGAGCCACAGUCUCCAGCCACAGCGGAACCAACCCAGGACCCUGAGCCUCCGGUCCCUACCCUGCCACCGCCACCACCACCCCAGCCCUCACGUCGCAAAGAGUCGGACUCCUCCAGUUCAGAGAGCGGCGGCUCCCUUCAACGAAGCCCCUCCAGCCUGACAGUACCUCCCAAGGGCCGACAGACGGCCUUCUCCCCUUUCCCCAGCGUGAAGCCCCUCCGCAAAUCUGCUGCUGCCAGGAACUUGGGACUGUAUGGUCCAACGGAGCGAACCCCCACCGUUCACUUCCCGCAGAUGAGCAAAACUGUGAAUCGCGUGGCUGGCAGUACUGUCAGCACCACUAGAAGGCGAUGAUGAGGGAGACACUUCAGGAUGGCUUUUCCUUUCCCUUGCUGCAUGAUCUAGCACAAAUCCCCAAGGAAAUGCUACAUGGCAGCACCUGAGAUGGAGGUACUCAAGAGUGGGUCUGGGCAGGUUUCCACUUGCACUUGAUGAGAGCACUGUGUGGGAAAGGUGUAACUUGGCACUUCAGAAUCCACACGUCUUUUGGCUAAUUCUUGUUUUCAUCACUUGUUAAUCUCUUUGUCUUUAAAUCCCAGACUGGGUGAAGAUAUGUAUACUCACCUGUGUCAGUGGACCAUUGUUUUGGUGGGGAGGUCAGAGUUCUGCGUGAUGUAAAUGUCAGUCAUUCUGGUAGUGUAUUGAAGUUCCCCUUAAAUGCCAUCAUGGUGUGUGUCCCCCCAUGCUCCCAAUAUGUAACCUCAUAGAAAAGCACAAUGUAUUCAAGAGGCGAUGUUUGGCACUUCUCGAGCAUGUGAAUUUACUCCUGCCUUGAAUUUGAUACCUACAGUAAUGUAAACAAGAAAAACAAUGUGUGCCUUAGAUCCCUCCAGCGUAACUGGACAUUUAUGAUGGACACGAAAUCUGCAGUUUUGCUUUCCAGUAGGACUUUUGUUCAUUUCCACAGAGCACACUGAAGGUUUUCGCUCUGCCUCCUGCAUUCAGUGUGCCAUCACAUUGUCAUCAGGAAGCCAACUCCAUUUCAUUGUCCGCACCAAGCUGUGACUGUACUUGGAGAAAUGAAGUGCUCGUUCUGAGGUACUGUAGCAGGAGAGACAACCACCAUCAGCUGUCACACUAUUUCACGUAUUGGAAAGGUUGCACUCGUGUGAAUUGUUUCAUACAUUACUCCUUGUAUAUGUUGAACAGUGCAGGUCCACCUUGUGUGACGGUAUAAUAAAUCCUUUUCCCAGCAGCCACUGCUGGCACCACAGUUCUACUGCGACUGUUGACUAACUGAAGCAAACGCACCCUACGCCAUGUGAGGUGCAAUUUGUUGGCCCUCCGACUAAACUGCAACUAAUUAAAACAUGAAGGAAUUGCACUCAUUUUCUUCACGUGUGUGACUUCUUGAAUUUAUGGAAGCUCAUUGUUAAUGUAGUCUUCAAUCGCCGUUUUUCUUCAGAAUACGACAGAGUCCUGCAUGUAUAUACUGAUGAGAAAUGGUCCCCU